AUGGCCAAAAAGAAUAGAAUUACUAAUAUUGGACAAGAAUUUAUUAAAGCUUCUAGAGAUAUCAAAUUAUUAUGGGCAUCAGUCUUUUUAAGAUUACUAUCGUAUGGGCUAACAAACCAAGUUUUAACUCUUUUUUUAAACAAAAUUAAUUUAGAUGAGUCCAAAAUCGGUCUAUUUAUGUCUUUGACUCUUGUAGGUGAUGUCUUUUGUUCAUAUAUUUUAACAUGGUAUGCCGAUGUUUGGGGCCGUAGAAGAAUUUUGGUCUAUGGUUCUGUUAUGAUGUGUUUAAGUGGAAUCGUAUUCGCUACGAGUGAAAAUUUCCAUAUACUUCUUUUAUUUGCUAUUAUAGGUGUCAUAUCUCCAUCCAGUGAUGAAGUAGGACCAUUUAAAUCUAUUGAAGAAUCCAUGAUCGCACAUCUUUCACCAAAUAAUAAGAGACCAGAAAUCUAUGCAAUUCAUUCUUUAGUAGGCACGAUUGGUUCUGCCCUAGGUGCUAUUGUAUCAGGCUCAUUUAUAUCAGGAUUGAAACAUUAUAAAUUGGCAAAUACAGACUUACAAUGUUAUAAAGCGACUUUCCUUUUAUAUGCUUUCUUUGCAUUUUGUAAAGUUAUUAUUAUGGUUUCUUUGUCUGAAAAGACUGAAUUAGAUUCUCACUAUUCUAAUGAAGAACAAUUGCCUGAAUCUAUAGUCACAGAUGAAAUGGCACCAUUAUUAGAACAACGUAGGAAAUCAAUUGAUAUCCAACAAGAAACAACAAGAAUUUCAGAUUCAUUGAAUGAAAGUACUGUAACACAAGGUGACUAUGACCAAGACUCAAAUAAUCAAAAUCAAAUUAAUUCAAAUAGGUUGUCUCCAGAGACUGUAUCCAUUUUAAUGAGAUUAUUAUGUAUUUUUAUGAUAGAUUCCUUAGGUGCAGGGUUUAUGACAAGUGGAUGGAUGGUCUAUUAUUAUAAGAAAUGGUUUCAGAUGGGUUCAUUUGCCUUAGGUUCGUUAUUUUUUAUGAUUCAGAUUGUUAUGUCCAUCUCCACGAUUCCCUCGUCUAUCUUACCUAGAAUUUAUGGGCCUGUUAAGGCUACUCUAUUAGUUCAAAUUCCAUCUGGUGUAUUUUCUAUUUUGAUUCCAUUUGCUGCUAAUCAUCUAUUUAUCUCCAUUAUUUUACUAAAUUGUUUCUUUGGUACUGCAGCCAUGGAUGUAACCUCAAGACAAAUUUUGUUAACUAAUUUAAUACGCCCAACUGAUUUGACUAAAGUAAUGGGGAUAGUAAACAUAGGUAAAACUUUUGCUCGUUGUAUCGGUCCAAUCUUUACGGGUAUGCUAGCUGAACGUGGUUAUCUAUGGUUCUGUUAUAUUAUCAGCGGUGUUUUAGUUAUUGCUGCUGAUUGUAUCUUAGCAUGUUCAUUUUUACAUGUUGACAAGACUAUUUUGGCACAGAUUAAUGGAGAAUGA
This is a messenger RNA of Arxiozyma heterogenica, 1446 nucleotides long. RefSeq lists its product as uncharacterized. The transcript has a single exon. Gene Ontology annotation, biological process: transmembrane transport. Gene Ontology annotation, cellular component: fungal-type vacuole membrane. Gene Ontology annotation, molecular function: transmembrane transporter activity. The coding region runs from base 1 to 1446 and encodes 481 amino acids. The record is from RefSeq and is a predicted model, not a curated record. NCBI's taxonomy places the organism in Eukaryota, Fungi, Ascomycota, Saccharomycetes, Saccharomycetales, Saccharomycetaceae.